Ctenocephalides felis (cat flea) is the source of this 3449-nucleotide messenger RNA. It is a transcript of the gene melt, whose product is annotated as protein melted. Gene Ontology annotation, cellular component: plasma membrane. Gene Ontology annotation, molecular function: phosphatidylinositol-5-phosphate binding. Gene Ontology annotation, biological process: regulation of signal transduction. The record is from RefSeq and is a predicted model, not a curated record. NCBI's taxonomy places the organism in Eukaryota, Metazoa, Arthropoda, Insecta, Siphonaptera, Pulicidae.
AGUGGUGUAUUUAGUUCAAAUUGAAUGUCAGGUGAAAAAAGUUGAUAGCAUAUGUGGCAUUAAGUGGGACGAUGUAAAUGGUGAAUGAUAUUAUUGUUUAUUGUUUAGUGUGAUAUAAUUUAUCAAGUGUUUAUUUACAAAUUCAAGGCUGAUUUACAUUCAUUCUCAUACAAGUUUUUAUUCAAUUUCCAAAAUGUGUUCUUCGACUGUCAGCUUAUUUUUGGAAAAAUAAAAACGCCUAAAAAAUGCAUGAACUGUUCACGCAAGUUUUGGGGAAGCGAGAUCUGUCUAGAGCUGGUGAUUUAUUUUCUGUGGCAGAUAAUGUCAUUGUAGAUGACCUAACAGAAGUGUUGAAUGAGAUUACCCAAAUAGCCUCUCAACCAGACUAUGGAAGGAACUCGAAUGACCAGUCUGUGGUGGAAAUCUGUGUUACUCGAGUCACAAGUUGUAUCAGAGAGACUGAUAGUGCUGAAAGGCAUUGCCAGGCUUUGGUAGCUCUUUUAGAAUCAUGUUUACAUCACAGUCUACGACCUGGUGCAAAGGACCAGGACCCCCCACAUGCCAAGAUUGCAGCUGAUGUUAUAGCCAGUGUAUUUUUGAAUUAUAGCAAGAGGGCUGUGAUGGAAGUAGCUUUGCCUGUAACCGUGAAAUUUUUGCAUAAAGGAAACAAAGAGUUGUCCAGAAAUUUAGCCAGAUAUUUAUCAUUGGCUGCUAUUGAACAUGCUUCUUUGCUUUCACCACAUGUCCAGCCUGUUUUGGAUUCAAUAAUAUCAGGAAACUAUCCCUUAUGCAGAGUGCUAGCUCAGAUUUAUCAAGUGUCACCUGAGCCUUUGGGUAAUCACACAAUGGCAUUAGUUGCUUUACUACCGCACUGUGACGUCCAAGAACAAUUGCAUUUGCUUCAUUUGUUUUCCCUGAUUGCCAAAAAUAAACCUAUGCUUCUGGAGGCAAGUGUGCCCCAACUCUGUGAGUACCUAUCUCCUCCGGCAACCUCAGCAGCCACAAUGCAAGUCUUAGCUGGUUUGGCAGAGCGUAGACCAUCCCUGCUCGCUGAUCAUGUUGCAGGAGUCAGGGCUGCUGCAGCAAAGAACCCCGGAGCAGUAUGUUUGGCAGCCAGGAUAAUUGCUGCUGUUGGAAAACUAAGCAAGGAUAAAGCUCAAGAGGCUUUAAAUUUUGUGUUGGAGCAUUUGCCAAAAGCUGACAGAGGUUCACAGACAACAUUGCUGCGAGAGGCUACCUUGUUAUGUUCAAGUUAUCCAGUUUUGUUUACGGAUAAAAUGUUGUCAAGUGUUCGGCAGAGAAAUAUGAAUAAUAAUAAUAUUAACAAUAAUAAUGUUACAAGUAUUAACGGUGUUAACAAUAAUAGAAGCACUAAUCAGGUGAAUCACACUUCUGGAGGUGUAACUAUUGUUAAACUAACUGGCCAAACUGGUCAAACUAAUCAGGUUGCUGUCAAUCCUGGAUAUACAAGGCGAGCUAAGUUGGGGGAUUCUAGAAGUACUGGCCGAUUACAUUCAGGUAACAAUACACAUAGGAGUGCUACUCGUCUAAAUAACAUGUCUUCAGGAGCUGGUGGCUCUGUUGGAGGACUACACAGCUCAGUAUCGUCUCAGCAGAUCAACAUGAACACUGCCAAUUCAGGAGUAGGACAGCAGCACCAUGGUGGCAGUCAUGGGGCUCUCUUAACACACACUACAAUGAAUCCAAUUCAUGUCCACCAGAAUGCUGUCCAACAUAACUUUUCAAACCCUGUUGCUGUAGGAAACACAAACAAUAAUCACAUUUUAAAUAACACAAGUGUUGCCACUUAUUCUAUAAAUAAUAAUAGUAAUAAUAAUAAUGGAUUCAGUUCGGGUAAUGCCACAAAUGUUGCAACAUGUAAUGUGAAUGGUAAUUCUGGUGAAGGCAAUAAUAAUUUUAAUGGUGCAAGUGGUGCACAAAUGUUGGCACCUGGCAAUGUGACAGCUUGGACAUCGAGUGCAGGAAGCUUACAAGUGACACCAGUGCCUCCGCUCAGUAAUAGUGUUGUUGUUACAGGGCACAAUAAAUGGGGGAUACCAAACACAUCUCAACAGACGACCAAUAAGGUGCAAUCAGGAGGAGUCACUGUAACAACGAGCACUUUACCCCCCCGAGUUCCACCAAGAUCUGCCAAUAACAAUGCAAAUACAUCAGUUGUUGGAGUUAAUUACGGUUCGAAUCCCUUGAGCAUAACAGUUCCCAGCAAUGUGAUAUCUCGUCGGAACAACAACACAUCAAUAACACUUCUCAAUACAAACAAUGCAGCUAACCAGAGGAUGAGUGUUUUUGAACCAUUUCCUAUGCGUGAUACUGUUCAGCAUUUUUGUGAGAAGCACCUCGAUAAAAUCAAGGCUUAUAUGGAUAACAUGUCUUCCAGGAUACCUCCACCUGCUAAAUGUACAAUAGAAGGUCAGAUAAAAGAUUUUAGAUAGAGAAGAGCUAAGAAAUUAGCAAAAUUACACUUUACUUGUCAGACCAGAGGAGAACACUGUUUGUAUUCGAGAAUUUUUCACAUGCGGACAAGAAAUCCAAAGAUUUGGAUACAUUUGAUGUUUAUUGCUUUACAGGCCAGAUCAGAGAAUGCUUUGAGCAGUCGAGAUGCUUCGGUAAGCAGUCUUAAACAUUGUUGGGACACAUUGAAGUGCGAGAAUAAGACUUUUGUCACUUUGGUCACUAGUGCCUUUCCUUGUGCUAAGGAUCAAGAAAUCCUUCUAAAUGAACUCCGCCAAUCUGGUUUCUUCGACGUCUUCGAGCUCUCCAAACCAAAAAACAACACAUUAACUCGAGAAGACUUUGAUGGAGCCAAAAGCAAAACUUCCACACCUACUAACACCUCCAAUAAAAAUCAAAAAUCAUCCAAAGAUGAUCCAGAAUCGCCAUCAAAGAGUCAGGAGGAACUGGUCAAACCAGACGACGACGUUCAAUUACUACAGUGGGGCUGUUUUCUUUGCAAUCACCCUGAAAAGGCGGUUGGAUUUUUGAGAGGGAACACCCAGCCAGUAAUUGAAGGGAAAUUGAAGGAGAAGAAAGGAAAAUGGAGGCUUUUCAGGCGCUGGAGGACGAGAUACUUUACACUAUCUGGUGCUCAUCUGUCUUGCAAAGGAUCGAGCGGUGGAGAGAGUAUCGACAUCAACCAAAUCCGAUCAGUAAAAGUAUCCCGGGGAGGCGCCAGAAACAUCCCAAAGGCCUUUGAAAUUUUCACUGGAGACCAGACACUGAUUCUGAAACCGAAAGAUGGCAAAAAUGCAGAAGAGUGGGUUCAAUGUCUGAGCAUAGCUCUGGCUCAUUCUCAUGCUUUGGAUGGGGGCACUGUUUUGGGGCAGAAUCACCAGCUGCAGGUGAAGACAAACAGUCUGCCAGCUAGAGUUGUUGGAACAAAUGCAGGAGGUGGGAGCAGUAGUUUAGGAAGGUCGAUUGUAUAAUUAAAU